AUAUAACCUCUAGGAUUCACAUUGUCCUGAUAAGGACCUGGAACAAUGGCGUCCUUUGUUGUAGCCCUCGUAAUUUCAGCAUGGAUAGUGGACAUUAGAGGGGUUUCUCUCACAACUGCCACAUCGUGUACUGACAACCCCUUUCUCAAGUGUUCCCUUCUAACCCCCGAGAUGUGUGAACACGACUGCGUGGCCAACGUACUAUGUCCCGGCUUCUGCAACACUUGCCGGAGAAAGUGCUACCAUUGUGACGCCGUGGACAGACCGGAAGAAUGUCACAACAAGACCGUCUGUCAACUAAAUCAGGUCUGUAUUGUGACGCAAACUUUCACCGAGUCGCUGGAAGAAAAGUUCCGGUUAGGAUGCGUAGACAAAAGCAUCUGCAUGAAUUUAUACGGAAGCAUUCAAUCUAGAAGGUCUAUUUCGUUUGACGGCGGAUGCUGCGAUCACAACUACUGCAACAAGCAUGACCCGGAUGUCAGCACUGUUGUCCCAAUUACUGAGAAAGUGACCACGCCCGUGGCCUCACCAUUGGAUCUCUGUCGUGAUAUUGAUGCUAACUUCUGUGCUUUUGGGGGAACCAAAGAAUGUUACAUAUCUUGCUUUGCCAACAUGUGUCCCGUAACUUGCAAGAAAUGCGUUCCACAAGGCACGCUGCAGUGCCUCAGUUGCCCGGAAGUGAGCAGCGCGCAAGAAUGUAACAACACCAAAGUGUGCAAACAGUCCGAGGUUUGUAUUGCAACGGAGACCCAAAAUUCUGAAUUCCAGAGGAAGGCCAAAUUGGACUGCGUCAGUAGAGCGAUUUGUGAUCAUUUAAAUCUGACGGUUGUGGAAACUCCUGGCACUUCCUCCACUGGGCAUGUCGAUGGUUACUGCUGCAACACCUCCAAUUGUAACUCACAACCUCUACCGGAGCCAGAAACAACAACUUUGCCAACAACAACAUUAAAUCCAGAAGCAAAUCCAGGCUGUCCAAUGUCUUUUCAGCGAUGUCCUCAUAAUUUCCACAAGCUUCAUAACUCGUGCUAUCUGUUCACCAACGAUAGAUACACCUUUGAUGCUGCCUCUAACUACUGCCACCAUUUGUGUGCUAGACCGGUCAUCAUCAGUACUACCGAGGAAGGACAGGCAUUGACUCAACACAUCCUCCAAGAUCAUAACUUAGUAGGGCCAUUUUGGACUGACGGAAUAAGGACACACGAACACAGUCACACUCAUUGGUUUUGGAUGUCUUCGAAUCAUGACGUCAUGAGCUCGCUCUUCGUUGAUCCGAAUUCAGUCCACCAUGGAGAGUGUCUCAUCUUCGGUAGAGAAACAUCCUCUCAAUUAGCACAUGGGGGACAUUUCUAUGCAGAUGGCCGAUCGUGCUAUGAAAGUUAUAAAACAAUAUGUGAAGUUAUUCUCAAUUAAAAUUCACAUUCAGUGAUUGCUAUCAAUUUGAUUCAAGACUCAUAUGCGUGUAUUCGGAGUGAUUAAAAUAAAUCAGCCAAAUACAUCAAUAUUA
Molecule: messenger RNA, 1504 nt
Organism: Magallana angulata
Lineage: Eukaryota; Metazoa; Mollusca; Bivalvia; Ostreida; Ostreidae
Exons: 14
Coding region: 46-1410 (454 amino acids)
Source: RefSeq, a predicted model, not a curated record